UUGAUAUUGUAUAUGUAUAUUUCUUCUUUGCUAUAACCCUGAAACAGAAAAUUCUGGAAUAUUCGAGAAAUUGGUCACUUUCACGGCCUCUUGCGUCCUGUUGACAAGUGAUCUCAGUACGUUAGUCCGGACAGCAUCCGUUGCAUCCCGAUACGUAUAAAACUUUGUGAUAUUGUGUAAAACUUACAAAAUUAAUCCGAAGUCAACAAUGGCAACAAAAGCCGAUGAGAUGAAAUUGGAUAUUGAGGAACUCAAUAGUUUACUUGAGCAGGCUAAGAGACAACGAAUCAAGGAUAUAUUAAUGUUGGAGAUCAGGAAAUUACAAACAGAAAUGGCAAAAUUAUUAGAACAAAAUGAUAUACCCAUCAAACCGACCAGUCCUUCAAAUUCUACCCAAAAAUGUUAUGAGGUGAAAUUGAAUAGCUAUGGCUGGGAUCAGACGAGCACAACGACGAAAAUUUAUGUAACAUUGAUGAAUGUUCACCAGUUGCCCAAAGAAGCCAUUGUCUGUAACUUUACAGAAAGGUCUCUGGAUAUAUGGGUAUUCGGGUUGGAAAAUAAAAAUUAUCAUUUGCCGAUUAACAAUCUAUGUGCAGAGAUUGAUGUCGACAAAAGUAAUUUUAAGGUAAAAACCAACAUGAUUGUUAUUUCGCUCGUAAAACGGGUUGCCAAGGAUUGGUCACAUGUCACAUUGGUGGAGAAGAGAAUCAAGGAUGCGAAAUCGCCAUCUAUGCCUGAGAUGGGUGAAGACAGCGAUCCUGGUGCUAGCCUGAUGAAUCUUAUGAAGAAAAUGUAUCAGGAUGGCGAUGACGAAAUGAAGAAAACGAUAGCAAAAGUGUGGACUGAAAGUCAAGAAAAGCAAAGAAAUGGCGGAACUUUGGACUUGUAAUUUUGGCAUCUCUCUAGAUUUAAUCUAAAUACAUUUUGCGUGUUUCUGUUUUGAUACAUUAAGUACAAUAUAAAUAACAGAGUAACACUUAAAAAUCAAGGACAUAGAAAAGUAUAUAUAUUUAUUUCUUUUUUUAUUAAGAAAGUUAAAUAACAUAACUACAAGUUUGCUUAAAUAGAUAAUAAAAA
Pogonomyrmex barbatus (red harvester ant) is the source of this 1077-nucleotide messenger RNA. RefSeq names its product calcyclin-binding protein. Gene Ontology annotation, molecular function: tubulin binding; ubiquitin protein ligase binding; S100 protein binding. Gene Ontology annotation, cellular component: nucleus. Gene Ontology annotation, biological process: heart development. The record is from RefSeq and is a predicted model, not a curated record. Lineage: Eukaryota; Metazoa; Arthropoda; Insecta; Hymenoptera; Formicidae.